Molecule: messenger RNA, 850 nt
Organism: Bactrocera dorsalis (oriental fruit fly)
Lineage: Eukaryota; Metazoa; Arthropoda; Insecta; Diptera; Tephritidae
Exons: 3
Coding region: 101-850 (249 amino acids)
Source: RefSeq, a predicted model, not a curated record
GGAACGUCGGAGAGCGACUCCGAGGACUACAAUUUGUGAAGGCGAAGAAUAGCUUCAUUCCGCCCAUCAACAUUACCAGGAAGAGUGGGAUUAAAGAUUAAUGCCCCACACACAGAAGACGCAGAAAGAGCGAAGUGCACCAUACAAAGCAACAACAACAAGUUCAGUUGUAAUAAAAGAGGAUACAUCAGCAAUGAAUCCAGGCGAGCAGCAACCACUUCAGAUGACAGGAUCGCAAAUUUUGAAGGAAGCUUCAAGAAUCAUGGACUUUGACGGCAGAGAUUUAUCAUCAUUCAUCAGGGAAGUUGACAUGAUCCUUCCUUUAUUCAACCCCAACCCAUCAAUGUUGGAAUUUGUAACGCAGCGACACGUCAAAACAAAAAUUAAAGGAGAAGCAGCAAGUGUCAUCCGGCCUUUGGGACCUACACCAACAUGGCAGCAAAUGAGAGAAGAACUCAUAAAGAAUUUUGGAGUAAAGGAGUCGUACCACACCCUUUACAAUCAGGCGAUUGUACUACGAAACUAUAACGUCAAAUACAUCUUCAAAAUAACAUUGAUGAUAGCAAUUGUAAUAAUUAGCAAUGCAGCCAAACUGGAAGUACAUGAAAUACAUACCGACAAUGGAUACGCAGAAAUCAUCACCAACACUAAACAGAUUGUUACAUCAUCUGACCUCGUAAUUCACAUAAUUGACCCUCACGAAAUUCUUUACAUACUAAAUAAUAUAACAAAAAUCUCGCAAACUUAUUCACAUUUACAUUACUACACCCUAUCUAAUGAAAUUGAAAUCUUGAGAGAAAUAGGAGAUAUUUAUGAUCGCACAAGUAUACGUUUGACUAAGUAUUUGUGA